This is a messenger RNA of Suncus etruscus (white-toothed pygmy shrew), 1616 nucleotides long. RefSeq names its product cytochrome P450 2D17-like. Gene Ontology annotation, molecular function: iron ion binding; heme binding; oxidoreductase activity, acting on paired donors, with incorporation or reduction of molecular oxygen, reduced flavin or flavoprotein as one donor, and incorporation of one atom of oxygen. Gene Ontology annotation, cellular component: cytoplasm; intracellular membrane-bounded organelle. Bases 21 to 1541 code for a protein of 506 amino acids. NCBI's taxonomy places the organism in Eukaryota, Metazoa, Chordata, Mammalia, Eulipotyphla, Soricidae. The transcript has 9 exons. Gene Ontology annotation, biological process: xenobiotic metabolic process; arachidonate metabolic process. The record is from RefSeq and is a predicted model, not a curated record.
UGCCAGCAGCACACACAGCCAUGGGGCUGCUCACCGGAGACACACUGGCAUGCCUGGCCUUGGCCAUGGUCAUUUUUUUGCUCCUCGUGGACCUCAUGCACAGGAGAGUGAGCUGGGCCCCUCGCUACCCUCCAGGCCCUAGGGCCCUGCCUGUGCUGGGCAGUCUGCUAGAGUUCGACUUCCAGGACAUGAACUACUCCAUGAGCCGGCUGCGGAGUCGCUUUGGAGAUGUGUUCACCCUGAAGAUGGGCUGGACGCCUAUGGUCGUCCUCAACGGGCUGGUGGCAAUACGUGAGGCGCUGGUGCAUCAGAGCGAGGACACCUCUGACCGGUUUAUUAUGCCCAUCAAUACCUGCUUUGGUUGGGGACCCCAAUCUCAAGGCAAGAGGAAAAAGAAGGACCCUAUGCACGCUAUGGGCAAGGCAUGGCGCGAGCAGCGGCGAUUCUCCGUGUCUACUAUGCGCAACUUCGGCCUGGGCAAGAAGUCACUGGAGCAGUGGGUGACCGAGGAGGCCGGCUACCUCUGUGAGGCCUUCAAUGGCCAUGCUGGUGAGACGCCCCUUAGCCCCAACAUCCUACUGAAUAAAGCUGUGAGCAACGUGAUCUCCUCCCUCAUCUACGCACGCCGCUUUGAGUACCAGGAUCUGAGCUUCACCAGAAUGCUACAGCUAAUGGACACCUCCAUAAAAGAGCAAUCAGGAUUCCUAGCCCAGGUCCUAAAUGCUGUCCCAGUGCUUCUGAAAAUCCCUGGGCUCCCUGCCAAAAUCUUCCCAGGGCAGACUGGCUUCAUUGACAUGCUGGAUGAACUGAUCGCUGAGCAGAAGGCCAUCUGGGACCCGACUCAGCCUCCUAGAAACCUAAUUGAUGCCUUCCUGGAGGAAGUGGGGAAGGCCAAAGGGAACCCCGAAAGCAGCUUCAACGAUGCCAACCUGCGCAUGGUGGUGCUUGACUUGUUUACUGCUGGCAUGAUAACCACCUCAGCCACACUGGUCUGGGCCCUGCUGCUCAUGAUUCUACACCCAGAAGUACAGCGCCGUGUCCAGCAGGAGAUCGAUGAGGUGAUAGGGCAGGCACGGCCACCAGAGAUGGGGGACCAGGCCCACAUGCCUUACACGAUGGCCGUGAUCCACGAGGUGCAACGCUUUGGGGACAUCGCCCCACUAGGAGUCCCCCACAUGACAUCCCGGGACAUUGAAAUCCAGGACUUCCUCAUCCCCAAGGGGACAACGCUGCUCACCAACCUGUCAUCGGUGCUGAAGGAUGAGAGUGUCUGGGCAAAGCCCCGCCGCUUCCACCCGGAGCACUUCCUGGAUGCCCAGGGCCACUUCGUGAAGCACGAGGCCUUCAUGCCCUUCUCUGCAGGCCGCCGUGCAUGCCUCGGGGAGCCCUUGGCUCGGAUGGAGCUCUUCCUCUUCUUCACCUGCCUCCUGCAGCGCUUCAGCUUCUCGGUGCCCGCAGAUCAGCCCCGCCCCAGUGAUCAUGGUAUCACACAGGGCAUGGUGAUUCCGCCCCCUUAUGAGCUCUGUGCUGUGUCUCGCUAAGGGGGACACCCAGACCCCACUUGCUUCUCUGCUGUGGAUCAAAUGCUCAAUAAACCAGCCCAGGUCCCAGCCUGA